CCCCUGCCUAGCCCCGCCCCUUCGUAACCGCCCCCCCCGCUCCACGGCGGGGCCCGUGACCUUGCAGCGGUGGCGAAACCUAGAUGCGGGCUGGAACUGUUCACUUGGUCACUUGCAAGGUCGGAACUGGCAACCAGCGACGACAACAACAACAACCAAACAACAGUGGCUGGCUGCUGCCAUCCCGGCUGGAGAUGUAACCGCGACCGUUAACGAUAAACAACCCAGCCAUGUGUUGAUAGGCGCGGUGUGGUCGCGAGUGGCCAUGUGGGCUGCCCUGUCCAGGACGCGUGGCCUGCUUCACGCCACGUCCGCCGGCGGGCCGCGCUUCGAUUGCCGGGCGCGGCACCUCGCCGCUCGCUUGGGCGGCUGCGAGGCCGCUACGGGCGUGGGGAGUGCGCGCGGACGCGGGGAAAACGACCGGCGAGGUGGAGGAGGAGGUGGAGGAGGAGGGGGAAGCGGUGAAGAAGUUCGACCCCCGCCUCGAGGCGUUGGGAUCAAGCCGCAGGCCGCACGCCGCCUUGGUCGCUCCGAGCCCCGGGGUGAGGGACGGCUCAGAGCGGCCCCUCACCCCAAGGCCUACCCCGCCAGGGGUUAUCGUCGACGACCCGAGGCCCCGGCAGGCCCACGCGCUCAACCAGCGGCUGCAGCGCAGGGUCACGCGGCCCUCGGCUGGCACCCCGAACCCCGCCUGGGCUGGUCUCGUACAGCCACAUCGUCUCACGAGCGGGAGGUCAACGCCGCCCGCUUAGAACCGCCGCGGUUUCAGGCUGGGUCGACCAUCCCCUGGUCAACUCUCCCCGGGUCAACUCUACCCUGGUCAACUCUCCCCGAGUCAACUCUACCCUGGUCAACCCUCCCCUGGUCAACUCUCCCUGGGUCAACCCUCCCCGGGUCAACCCUCCCCUGGUCGACCCUCUCCGCGGAGGCCUGCUCGACCAGCCGUCUCGGCGCCCCGCAGCGGGACCUUGCCCACAGCCCAUCGCCCAUGGACCCGGACCCCCGGGGCCUGACCCCGCCGCGCCCCGACCUCCACCGCGGCCACCCGGCUUGCCAGGCGGCCCCCCCGCGGCCGACGGCGCCCCGAGGCGGCCCUCGGGCCCGCGCGAGCCCCUGGCCGGGUGACGGCGGCCGCCGGCUCGUCGCCUCGUCUGCCGGGAGGCGCGAGGAAGACAAAGACGGCGGUGGCGAGGAGACGUGGGGGGCCGCGCUGAGGGCCGCCGUCGACGCGGGGCCCCGGGCGGGCCCCGCGUCGGCGGCUCGCGGGGACGGAGAGGGUCCCGGGGCGGAGGAGGCCGCGACGGAGCUGGCCCGAUGCUACGCGGCGCUGGGGCCCGCAGGCCGCCGGGCGCUGCUGAGGGCCCUGGCCCGGGACCCGCACGGUGUGGAUCACGAAGCGGCGGCCACGCUGGCGGCCAGGGUGGCGCACAUGCAGGGAGAGGGGACGCGGGACCCGGCCACGCUGCUGCAGGCCGAGGAGAGGCUGCGGCAGGCCCUCGCGCCGCGGUACAAGCACCUCCUGGUGCGCCUCAGCCGCCUGGAGGGAGGCGUCAAGCUGCUGGUGGACAUGCGCGCCGACGCGCUCGCCGCCAUCGCGGCCCGCGACGCGGCCGACGGGCCCCACCUCAAGGAGCUGGCCAUGGUGCUGAAGGCGUUGCUGUCCGAGUGGUUCUCGAUUGGACUCCUGCAUCUGGAGAGAGUCACGUGGCAGUCCCCGUGUGACAUGCUGCAGAAGAUUGCACAAUACGAGGCGGUGCACCCGGUGCGCCACUGGACGGACAUGCGGCGCCGCGUGGGGCCCUACCGCCGCUGCUUCGUCUUCACGCACGCCGCCAUGCCUCGCGAGCCGCUCGUCGUGCUGCACGUGGCACUCACCGACACCAUCUCCAGCGACAUCCGGUCCAUCGUGCGGGAGUCUCCCACGGCCGCCACCCCGGCCCCCGCGGGCAUCGUCGCGCCCCCCGAGGACGCGGGCAGAGUCCGGGCGGCCGUCUUCUACUCCAUCAGCGCCACCCAGCGCGGCCUGCAGGGCAUCGACCUGGGCCACCACCUCAUCAAGCACGUGGUGCGCCAGCUGCAGGCGGAGUUCCCGUCGACCCUGCGCGACUUCUCCAGCCUCUCUCCGAUCCCGGGAUUCACGCGCUGGCUCGCGGGCGUGCUGGCGUCGCACGACCCGCGACCCCUGACCUCGGCCGCCCCCCUCCCGCGCUCGCCCUCCUCCGACACGGAAGGGGACGCCGCCGCCGCCGCCGCCGCCGCCGCCCUCCCGCCCUUCCUGCUGCCCGACGAGGCGGCCAAACUGGAGGCCCUCACGGGCCUCCCCGCCGUCUCGGCGUUGCGCGCGGCGCUCUCUCGCUCGCACAGCUGCCCCGACGACUCGGACGAAGACGGCGGCGGCGGCGGCGGCGGCGGAACGACGGACGGAGCCGGAGCGGCCGCCCUGGACUGGUGGCGCCGUGCCGAUCUCCGCGAAGCGAUGCGCGCGCCGCUGACGCGUCUCUGCGCGCGCUACCUGGUGGGCGAGCGGCGCCGCGGUCGGGCGCUCGACCCGGUGGCGCACUUCCACCUGCGCAACGGCGCCGAGGCGUGGCGGCUCAACUGGAUGGCGGACGCGUCGCCGCGGGCCCUCCGCGCCUCCGCGGGCCUCAUGGCCAACUACCGCUACUGGCCGGAGCGAACGGUGCACAACGCCGCCGACUACGAGCGGCACGGGCGCGCACCGGCGUCCGCCGACGUGGCGACGCUGGCGGCGGCGGCGGCGGCGGCGGCGGCGGCGGCGGGGCACGACGACGCCAGCAAGCUGUGACGACGGCGGUGGCGGUGAUGACGGCCUCCAGUGAUCGUGGGUUUUGUGGAGUUUUGUCGAAAGGGAAAAAAAUUGUAAUUUAUAUCGAUUUCAAGAUUUCGUCGCGCGAUCGUUUUAGCUGGCGUGCCCAAAUGAUUGUUUUAAUUUUGAAAAAACAAAUCUAAAUCUCGCUUGCGUUGAGAUUUUACGGAGAUGUUCACCACCCCCCCAACCCACGCCCCCUCGUCAUCACUCGAACCGCGGCCCCUUCGAAACGACUCACGGGGACGCUUGGCGUGAGAAUCGCGUGCGACGCCGUGACGGAUUGGCGCGGCGCGGUAAUUUGUUCACCGGUGGUCACCGCACGCGGUGGUGCGGGUGGAAGCGUUCGCGGUUAAACGGGUGCACAAUCGCGAGAAAUAUUUACGAGUUAAGACAUAGUUAAAAGGUUCAUUUUAAGAAUUGCGUGAUAAUUGCAAAGAGUGCACUCGGUCAAUUCUUGAGGAUUCGUUAAGAUGAGAAAAAAAAUAUGUUCGGCGCGAUAACUUUAGCGUCGGCGUACGGCAGGACAUGGUCUAAUAUGCGAACUGUGUGGUAUUAAUAAGCUGUGCGCACCCUAGCCUUUGCUUUAAAAAGUACAGGGCCAUGCGGUCCUACAGCAGUCCAGAGAACACGGUCAUUCUCGAUGGCAGAUAAACACGCCGAAAUCUCCGAAGCUGAGCAGGGGUGGCGUGAACCUGGGGGGCAACGCCGCGCGGGGAAUCGGCGCUUCUCCGCCUUCGCCGCUUCUCCGCCUUCGCCGCAACCCUCCGCGUUGGCCGGCUCGGCGAAAAGCGCGCUCGGGCAACAAUCCCCCCCCCCCGGCCCCCAACCCCGGCGUACCCGCGCCGGCGUGACGGUCUCGGGGGGGGGUGGGGGGGCGGAAUCGAGAGACGUCCGCGCUUCUUGACGCCGCAGAUCCAACCGCCGCACCGCGGACGCUUCGAGCGGGGUGCCACGCUCGCGGCUGCUCCUUUUGUCCGACGAGUCCCCUCGGUGGUGCGACGGGUUUCCGCGACCCCUUUUUUUUUGCCGAGAACGGGGGACGGAGGCUGCGCGAGUGAAAGUAAAAAUGAAAUAAAACAUUUCGCCGAA
Molecule: messenger RNA, 3919 nt
Organism: Petromyzon marinus (sea lamprey)
Lineage: Eukaryota; Metazoa; Chordata; Hyperoartia; Petromyzontiformes; Petromyzontidae
Gene: MLYCD
Product: malonyl-CoA decarboxylase
Biological process (GO): malonyl-CoA catabolic process; fatty acid biosynthetic process; acetyl-CoA biosynthetic process
Cellular component (GO): peroxisomal matrix; mitochondrial matrix
Molecular function (GO): malonyl-CoA decarboxylase activity
Source: RefSeq, a predicted model, not a curated record